Messenger RNA from Acanthochromis polyacanthus (spiny chromis), 4248 nucleotides. Its product is annotated as synaptotagmin-11. The record is from RefSeq and is a predicted model, not a curated record. Bases 270 to 1670 code for a protein of 466 amino acids. The transcript has 4 exons. Lineage: Eukaryota; Metazoa; Chordata; Actinopteri; Pomacentridae. Gene Ontology annotation, cellular component: axon; synapse; membrane. Gene Ontology annotation, biological process: regulation of calcium ion-dependent exocytosis; cellular response to calcium ion; vesicle fusion. Gene Ontology annotation, molecular function: phosphatidylserine binding; clathrin binding; SNARE binding.
UUCAGUCUCAUCGCGAGCUCCUCCGCGCAGCCUCCCUGCAUCCGAGCGCGAGCAUCACUGCGCACCGAGCGGAGCUCCGACAGACACCGUACCUCCCCGAGCGGCUCCGUCAGCGAACAUAUGAAGGCUUGUUCCCCCGGACCAGCGGCCUGUUUCCGGUGAUUCUUCUCCUCCGUGCCGUCGCCGCUCUAUGGAUGUGAAGUAACGCGGCGGUGGUCAGUCAGUGUCCCUCCAUCUCUGCUGUUCUCGGUCAGGACCGCAUCCACAAAAUGGCGGACAUCAUCGAGCUGGGACCCGCCUACGCCAUGUCUCCGGUGCUGGCAGGCUUCCUGGGAGCUGGUGUUCUGGUUCUGGUUGUGGUGGUUCUGGUUCUGCUCUGGUCUUUCUGCCAGCGCCGCUACCUUCGUGUCUCUGGACGCUACAAGCUACAUGGCGACCGCUACUGCGAUGCCGAGGACCCGCCCUACAAGUUCAUCCACAUGCUGAAGGGCAUCAGCAUUUACCCAGAAUCCCUCAGCAGCAGCAAGCGGAUUGUCCGCGGCAUCCGGCGGGCCGACCGGUCCGACCGCGACGGGGAGCGAGGCUGCAGCGGCGCCGCAGGGAGGGGAAUGGUGCUGGUGGACGCUGAGAACAACAUCCUGGACGUCCCGGGCCAGCUGCAGAUGAGUCACCUGGUCCCACCGGCGGGGUCAGGCCCCGCCCACAGCCAGGCCCGACUGGAGCGAGCGCUGCCGGUCCGAGCCGACUACUGCUGCCUGGACAGCAGCUCGGCCAGCAGCAGCCAGACCAGCAGCAAGACGGCAUCGCCGUUCACGCCUGCCUCCUCGGAGCCAGAACCCGAGCCCAGCCUGGGGUCCAUCAGCCUCACCGUUGACUACAACUUCCCCAAGAAGGCGCUGGUGGUGACCAUCGUCGGCGCUCGUGGCCUCCCCGCCAUGGACGAGCAGGCAGGCAGCUCGGACCCAUAUGUGAAGAUGACAAUUCUGCCAGAGAAGAAGCACCGUGUAAAGACCCGCGUGCUGAGGAAGACGCUGGACCCACUGUUCGAUGAGACCUUCACCUUCUACGGCGUGGCCUACAGCUCGCUGCCUGAGCUCACCCUGCACUUCCUGGUCCUCAGCUUCGACCGAUUCGCCCGCGAUGACGUCAUCGGGGAGGCUGUGGUGCCACUGAAGGGCGUCGACCCGAGCACAGGCCGAGUCCAUCUGAGCCAGCAGAUCACCAAGAGGAACAUGCAGUGUGAGAGUCGUGGGGAGCUGCUGGCCUCUCUGUCCUACCAGCCGGUGUCUCACCGCCUCAGCGUGGUCGUUCUCAAGGCCCGACACCUGCCCAAGAUGGACAUCACCGGCCUGUCAGCCAAUCCAUACGUGAAAGUGAACGUCUUCUACGGCCGUAAGCGCAUCGCCAAGAAGAAGACUCACGUGAAGAAGUGCACGCUGAACCCCGUCUUCAACGAGUCCUUCAUCUACGACAUCCCACCUGAGCUGCUGCCUGAGAUCUCCGUGGAGUUCCUGGUGGUCGACUUCGACCGGACCACCAAGAAUGAGGUUCUGGGCCGCCUGCUGCUGGGCCUGCACAGCCCCGCCCCCUCUGGGGCCUCCCACUGGAGGGAGGUCUGUGAAAACCCUCGCAGGCAGAUCUCCAAAUGGCACAACCUGAGCGAGUACUGAGGAGGAGAAGCCAGAACCAGCGACCGGGCUGGGACUCAGACUCAGUGUACAGCACACACACACAUCUACACACAUUCACACAUCUACAUACAACACACACACAGACACACACACACUGUUGUGAUGAUAGUUAAACUCUCUCUCUCUGUCUCUAUUAUCUCUCUACCACCACUACAUUCGCAAUGAUAAGAAGAAUCCUGCAGUUCUUUACUUCAGCCAGCAGAUGAAAAGAAAAAGCUCUUUUUCAAAUAGAAACCAUGAAGUCCAUUUCUAAGACUGUUGUUGUGUCUCCUCCGGGGGAAGGAAUGCUCCAAUAACAUGAAAAAAAGAAUCCAUGAAAAAAGAAAAGAUCCCCCUCUCGCUGUUGUUGUCAUGCAGUUCAUCGCAUGUCUGUCUGAAAAGAAAUACAAAAAAACUCAGGAUGAAGAGUUGAGCUGCUGACAUCUUGCUGACUGAUCGACAGGAAGAAACUUGAGCUCUGACAGAACAGAAAGUCCAGUUUAGAUACUCAGUAACACUGCAUUUAACUAAUAUAUCCAGUAUAAUUACUCCUAAGGACCAACUAAGAAACCUCCUCCCACCUCCUGCUCCUGAAGCUCCACCUCAGCGACGGACUUCAUUGUUCGGGGGAAUGAAGAUGUUUUUGUCGGCAGCAUGCAGCCUGCAGAUUCCUACAGUUUCCUUCCAUCCUGCAGCAGAACUGAUCCGCAGGAGCUGGACGCCCUCGUUUUAAUGUGGACUUUAACUGAAUGUGGAUUAACACAAACAUCUCCUGACCCGAGAUCAUGAUGAUAAAUUCUGCUCACGGAGGCGGGGAGGUGAUGUAAAAUACUUGUUUUAGACAUGCAUUUCUCUGAUUUCCUGCAGCAGAGGCAGUUGCGGAUCCUGAUGGUGGUUUUAGGCUCGUUUCCUUCACAUCUCUGACACCACGACGCUCUUACGUUCAGGUGUGACGUGGAAAUUACAAAUCACAAAGAAACCUGGACUGACUGUCUGUGUCAGAGGUGUCAGACUGACAGUAGCUGUGGCUUUGACUGAGCCAAAUUCUGCACAAAGAAACACCUGCAGCAUUAAACAUACAAACACAAAAUAAGUCUUUUUCUACUGAAAAUAUCAGGCAUUUGGUGCAUAGUCAGUUUGGAAAAAUAGGUUUAAUUUAGGUCAGUAGUGAACUAAAAAAAGUCUGCUCUUCAUCUAAGCAAUUAGUUGCUUUGAAAAAAAAGAUUUCCUGUAAACAAUCUAAAUGCUCUACCUGCAGCUUUAUUAAAUAAACUCUAAAUCAAUGCUAAAAGUUCAUAUUUGUAGCAGGUUCGAUUUUAAAUGGUCUUCAGUGUCCACAGUCUGCAUUCAGUUCUAUCAAAAAUAACAAAAUCUAGUUUUGCUCCUGUAAAAUUCUAAAUUUCACAUAUUUGAAGCUGAUAAGUUGCUAAUAUUUUUCAUACACACAGUGGUUUUGUUGAAUUAGGAACAAACUAGGAAUAAUAAUUAUUAAGGAUAAUAUUCAUAGGGAAUAAAGAAUGUGAUAUAUGCGUAACAACAGUCAGUGAGGGCCUAAAAAGAAGCCUAAAUAUCCUGGAAGUUUUCAUUUGAGACCAUAAAAACUUCUUCUUCUGCAGUCACUUGAUAAUCUGAGGAGCUCCGUGUUUUUGGGAAAACCUGCUCAGCUGAUUUUAACACUUAUUUUCAUCUCACAAUGAAGAUGUUUUCAGAAAAAUCUGACCAUCUUAUUUUAAAUGAGUUAAAAUAUAUUAACAGUUUAAUAUUUAAAUUAAAUAUAUUUAUCCUCAAAUGUAAUGUAAAAUGUUAAUAAUUUUAAAGCUUGAAGAACAAAACAAAGGAUCUGCUGGUAGUUUCCUGAUUAAAUGAAACAUUAAAUGAAGGGACAGCUCAGUCUGGGUGUUGACUGAACGGGUCUAAAAGGCGAUCAGCAGCCACAACUCUGCGUCGCUGCCUUACUUCCUCUUUCUCUCUUUGUGACACAUUUUGUACAUUGUCAUUCUCUUCUUGAACAGAUUUGGACUCUUGAUUUGCACUUGUUUGUAAAGCAUCUCUACCUGUGAACAUUUUCCUGCACAAUGAUUUAGUCGGCCAGCUGGUGGCGCUGUUUUCUAUUGAUUUGUUUCAUACAGCCCAGUGGAUGUUUGUCUUGGGUUUAAUAUUUUGUUGAUACACUGUGAGUGAACUUUUGAAAGCACAUUUGGGUCCCAGUUGACAGUUAAUCCACCUUAAAUCUGCUCUGCAGCUUGCUUCUCUUACAGAGAUUAAUAAUGUGUGUAAAACUAAAUUUCACUUUGAAUCUUAGAGACGUAACGAAGCGGUGAAGACACCGCAGCAGCUUUUAUCACCCGAAGCCUCAGAUCUGGUUUGUGGACUGAAGCUGUGACCGACAGACGGACGGACGGAUGGACUGCCUGUAGAUUUGUACAGAUGUGAAGAUGUUUGCUGGUUUCUCUCCUGUCUGAUGUCCUUGGAGCUUUAGUGUGUUUGAGCGCCCCCUGCUGUAGACCUGGAUGCUAACCUCUGUGUUGGGUUUGUUAACACUCAUUGGACGUGCAAAUAAAAAACAAGUUAGCCAUGA